CCGCCCCGCCUCUAUAAAUAGGACCACGGGCAGUGGGUGUUCGAGUCCUCACCCAAAAGCCUCCUAAAAACCUCUCAACGCCACUGCCAUCAGACAAGUGCUUGAGCGAGAGAGAGAGAGAGAGAGAGAGAGAGAGGGACACAGGGCGGCGGGGGGAUGAGAGGCUAUCGCAAAUCGACGGCGGCGGAGGUGGUUCUGUGGUGGGGGGAGAAUGAGGAAGUGGCGGUGGGGGCGGACGAGACCGGCUGGAAAUGCUGGAAACAUCCCUCCCAGCCCCGUUACGGCGUAUGCCCCGCCUGUCUACGUGACCGUCUCCUCCGCCUCUGCCCGGAUUGCGCCAACGUCCGCCCCUGCCGCUGCUUCCCCUCCUCCAACUCCUCCUCCUCCUCGUCCUUCUCCUCCCUCUCCUCCACCGAGCUUGCCAGAUCCAGCGGACAAGGAGGCGACGGCGCGGGGAUCGGGACGGUGGGACCCGUGUCGCGACUCAUCGAGAGCGAACCGGCCUUCCGGCGGUCCCGAUCGGUCGGCUUCCAGUUUCUCAGUUCCAGAUCCGCGGCCUCUUCAGUCAGCGACGUGGCGCCGCUGCCAAGGCCAGGAGGAGGCAAGCGGUCGGCGCUAUUACGGGCAUUAUGGAGGGUUCCGGCGAGGGAAGAACCGGCGGACGGGAAGCUGUGCAGAUCGAGGUCCGUGGCGGCGGGACGUGCGCAAGACGCAGGCGGUGGGGAGGAUGGGGAAAGGGGGAAAGGGCGGAGGUGGCACUUCCCGAGCCCGAUCAAGGCAUUCCGGCACCGGAAAUCGACGACGAAGGUGGUGCAGGAGCGGUCGCCGCUGUGGCGCGGGUGAGAAGGAGUGGAUGAUUUUUCGCCCCCUGUUUAUAUCGGGUUGUUAGUAUUCGCUGCUACUGUUGUAAAUAUUAAGCAACUAACAAUCACUCCAUAAAUCUGAAA
This is a messenger RNA of Musa acuminata subsp. malaccensis (wild Malaysian banana), 947 nucleotides long. RefSeq lists its product as uncharacterized. The record is from RefSeq and is a predicted model, not a curated record. Lineage: Eukaryota; Viridiplantae; Streptophyta; Magnoliopsida; Zingiberales; Musaceae.